AACGUUUGAAAAUAAUCUCAUUCUGGUCGAGAACAAGUUCAAUCUGUCUGCUGUCUGUAAUAGUAGUGGCUAAAUAAGGGUUUUCUUUAGGGUUUGAAAGCCAUGAGCCGCUACGACAACAGAUAUGGAGAUCCUCACUCCUACCGCGACAGAAAGAGCGAUGGCUUUGGGGGUGGAGGGAGCAGUGGCGGUUUUCAGUCGAGUGGUCGAUCCAAUGAUGAUUUCAAUAGCAUUUCUCUUCCUGCCCAGGACUUUACAAAUCUUACGCACUUUGAGAAGAAUUUUUAUGUCGAAACACCAAGUGUGGCGGCCAUGACUGAGGAUGAAGUCAAGUCUUAUCGCGCUCGACGUGAGAUUACUGUCGAGGGACGUGACGUUCCUAAGCCAGUUACUACUUUUAAGGACGCCGGUUUUCCUGAGUAUGUGCUUGAGGAGAUACUAAAAGCUGGGUUUACUGAGCCAACACCUAUUCAAGCUCAAGGGUGGCCAAUGGCUCUGAAGGGGCGGGAUUUGAUUGGACUUGCUGAGACUGGGUCUGGAAAGACACUGGCAUAUCUUCUGCCUGCCAUUGUUCAUGUUAAUGCACAAGUUACCUUAGCCCCAGGAGACGGUCCUAUUGUCUUGGUCCUAGCUCCUACUCGGGAGCUUGCUGUUCAAAUCCAGAAUGAGGCAACAAAGUUUGGGACAUCUUCAAAAAUAAAAAACACAUGCAUAUACGGAGGGGCUCCAAAAGGCCCACAAAUUCGAGAUCUUCAAAAAGGGGUUGAGAUAGUCAUUGCAACACCGGGCCGAUUGAUUGAUAUGCUUGAACAACAACAUACAAACCUGCGAAGAGUGACAUAUCUUGUAUUAGAUGAAGCUGACCGAAUGCUAGACAUGGGUUUUGAAGCACAGAUCAAGAAAAUUGUAUCUCAAAUUCGACCAGAUCGACAGACUUUAUACUGGAGUGCUACUUGGCCUAAAGAAGUAGAACAACUUGCUAGGCAAUCUCUACAUAAUGCUUAUAAGGUAACUAUAGGAUCACAAGAUCUCAAAGCAAACCAUUCAAUUGAUCAAAUCGUGGAAAUUGUUUCUGAGCAUGAUAAGUAUUCAAGAUUAAUAAGUCUUUUAGAAGAAAUCAUGGAUGGUAGCCGUCUGCUUAUUUUCUUGGAAACUAAAAAAGGUUGUGAUCAAGUUACAAGACAAUUGCGAAUGGAUGGAUGGCCAGCACUCUCUAUCCACGGAGAUAAAAGUCAGGCUGAACGAGAUUGGGUCUUAUCGGAAUUUAAAUCUGGCAAAAGCCCCAUCAUGACAGCCACUGAUGUUGCUGCACGUGGCUUGGAUGUUAAAGAUAUAAAAUGUGUUAUCAACUAUGACUUUCCAGGUUCAUUAGAGGAUUAUGUUCAUCGAAUUGGGCGUACUGGUCGGGCUGGUGCUAAGGGCACUGCCUAUACAUUUUUCACUGCUGCAAAUGCAAGAUUUGCAAAGGAACUAAUAAGUAUUCUUCAAGAAGCAGGGCAAACUGUCAAUCCUGGACUAGCAGCUAUGGGGCGGAAUGCUGGCUCCAGUGGAGGUUAUGGAGGGUUUCGGGACCGUGGAAGAGGUUCCGGGAAUCGGUCAUGGGGCAGAUGAGAUACACAACUAUGUUCUUCUUAAGAAGUUCAUUUUGAUGGUAGAGCUACUUUUUGUAUCAUAAUAAUUUUGGAAUUUUUUGUGAACGAAAAAAAUUAUCAUUAUAUUAACAUGGAAGCAUUUUCAGCCGUAUCCAAAUAUGUAGAAGAAAAAUGUGGGGAUCAGAUGGAGGAUGGCAGGAGUUUUGCAUUCCAUGUUUAACAUCAUUCAUCCAUGUAUACAAGAGCAAUUUUUUGGUAUAGUAGCAUGAGCAUGUUGUCACAUGUGGAUUAAAUCCAAGCACCUGCUUAGUGUAUAAACAAAAAUGAUGCUAUAAUACCGAAAUUCAGCGAUUUCAGUAA
Messenger RNA from Cryptomeria japonica (Japanese cedar), 1952 nucleotides. Its product is annotated as DEAD-box ATP-dependent RNA helicase 20. The transcript has 10 exons. Bases 103 to 1611 code for a protein of 502 amino acids. Lineage: Eukaryota; Viridiplantae; Streptophyta; Pinopsida; Cupressales; Cupressaceae. Gene Ontology annotation, molecular function: RNA helicase activity; ATP binding; RNA binding. The record is from RefSeq and is a predicted model, not a curated record. Gene Ontology annotation, cellular component: cytoplasm; ribonucleoprotein complex; nucleus.